Messenger RNA from Arabidopsis arenosa, 721 nucleotides. NCBI's taxonomy places the organism in Eukaryota, Viridiplantae, Streptophyta, Magnoliopsida, Brassicales, Brassicaceae. The record is from the annotation of a GenBank genome assembly.
AUUUGACUGUUUUACAAUAGUCAAUAUUUCAAUUUUUUUAUUGGGUGCUGACGUGGCAUGCAUCCAAUAGAGAAUCACCAUGAACACCAAAACGAUGCGUCUUCCCCCACGUCGCGUUCUAACGGCGGAUAAGCGCAAAGAAAGAGACGCCUUCAUCUCCUCCGUCACCGAUAAACCGCCGGAAAUCGCCGUUGCCAAGUUUACCCCACCGCCGCCGAAUCUUGCUCCUCCGCCGGUUAAUCCCACUUCCAGGAAAUCUUCAACCGCAGCAGCCGAGCCGGUCGGCUCGAACCAACUGAUGUUAGCCGGUUAUCUGAGCCACGAGUUCCUCACCAACGGCACACUCUUCGGAGAGCAAUGGAACCCGGCUCGAGCCCAAGCCGGUCCGUUUUCGGCCCAAUCAGUGGAGCCCAGUAAGGUAAAGCCGAGCCAUAUUAUUGAGCCGGCUGAGGAAAGUGACCCGAAACGGAAGAGGUAUGUGGAGGUUGCUAAUCUUCUCCGGUCAGACGGGGCUCACCUGCCCGGCAUCGUCAAUCCUGCCCAGCUUGCCCGGUUUCUCAAACUGUGAUCGGCGUAAUCCGAUGUCCACGUGGAGACAAAUCAUUGGUCUGUCACCCGGCAAGCGAGACAGCUUUAAAACUGGAACCUUCUCCUUCUUCGUCUCUCUUUUUUUUUUUUUCAAAUGUUUUUUAAAAUCCUCUCUGUAAAGCUGACUCCCUCG